Molecule: messenger RNA, 9668 nt
Organism: Cygnus atratus (black swan)
Lineage: Eukaryota; Metazoa; Chordata; Aves; Anseriformes; Anatidae
Gene: PTPN4
Product: protein tyrosine phosphatase non-receptor type 4
Biological process (GO): protein dephosphorylation
Cellular component (GO): cytoskeleton; cytoplasm; cytoplasmic side of plasma membrane
Molecular function (GO): protein tyrosine phosphatase activity; cytoskeletal protein binding
Source: RefSeq, a predicted model, not a curated record
GCGGGGGGUCGCGGGGCGGCAGCGGCGAGCGCAGCCCCCGCGCCUCUCCCCUCCGCGCUCCCGCGGCCGCCCCCCCCCCGUCUCCCCCGCUCCAUCGGCAAGGACGUGGCUGUUAUAUGAAGACUCUGUGUGGACAGUAAUGACCGCACGUUUCCGAUUGCCUGCUGGCAGAACCUACAAUGUACGAGCAUCUGAGCUGGCACGAGACAGGCAGCAUACGGAGGUGGUCUGCAACAUUCUUCUCCUGGAUAACACUGUACAAGCUUUCAGAGUUAAUAAACAUGAUCAGGGACAAGUUCUAUUGGAUAUAGUCUUCAAGCAUCUCGAUUUGACAGAGAGAGAUUACUUUGGUUUACAGUUGGCUGAUGAAUCCACUGAUAACCCUAGGUGGUUGGAUCCAAACAAACCUAUCAGGAAACAAUUAAAAAGAGGAUCUCCGCACAGUUUGAACUUGAGAGUUAAGUUUUUUGUAAGUGAUCCAAACAAGCUCCAAGAAGAAUAUACAAGGUACCAGUAUUUUUUGCAAAUUAAACAGGACAUUCUUACUGGAAGGUUGCCCUGUCCAUAUAAUACUGCUGCUCUUCUGGCUUCCUAUGCUGUUCAAUCCGAGCUGGGAGACUACAACCAUUCAGAAAACUUGCCAGGCUACCUCUCAGACUAUUCUUUCAUCCCUAGCCAGCCUCAAGACUUUGAAAAAGAAAUAGCAAAAUUACAUCAGCAGCACAUAGGGCUGUCUCCUGCAGAAGCAGAGUUCAAUUAUCUCAAUACAGCACGUACCUUAGAACUUUAUGGAGUUGAAUUGCACUAUGCAAGGGAUCAGAGUAACAAUGAAAUAAUGAUUGGAGUGAUGUCAGGUGGAAUACUAAUUUUUAAGAACAGAGUACGAAUUAACACCUUUCCAUGGUUGAAGAUUGUAAAAAUUUCUUUUAAGUGCAAGCAGUUUUUUAUUCAACUUAGGAAGGAAUUGCAUGAAUCUAGAGAAACAUUACUGGGAUUCAAUAUGGUGAACUACCGAGCGUGUAAGAAUUUGUGGAAAGCUUGUGUUGAACAUCACACGUUCUUCCGUUUGGACAGACCGCUCCCCCCUCAGAAGAAUUUUUUUGCACAUUAUUUCACUUUGGGUUCAAAGUUCCGGUACUGUGGGAGAACAGAGGUCCAGUCUGUACAGUAUGGUAAAGAAAGAGCAAACAAAGACAGAGUAUUCGCAAGAUCCCCCAGUAAACCCUUAGCACGGAAAUUGAUGAGUGGGAUGGACUGGGAAGUAGUGAGUAGGAACUCACUGUCUGAUGAUAGGUUAGAAACCCAGAGCCUACCAUCACGGUCCCCACCUGGAACCCCAAACCAUCGCAACUCUGCCUUCACUCAAGAAGGAGCCCGGUUACGACCCUCAUCAGUUGGACAUUUAGUAGACCAUGUGGUUCACACUUCGCCAAGUGAAGUAUUUGUGAACCACCGAUCUCCCUCUUCCACCCAGGCUAACAGCAUAAUACUGGAAUCAUCACCAUCUCAAGAAACUCCUAUAGAUGGGCAGCCUCCUGCAUUACCACCCAAACAAUUUAAAAAGAACAGUUGGAACCAAAUUCAUCAUUCACACUCACAGCAGGAACUGGAUAACCAUAUUAAUGAAACAUUUGAUGUUCCUGCAUCACCUGAAAAGUCCACACCCAAUGGUGGUAUCCCCCAUGACAAUCUUGUUAUGAUCAGAAUGAAACCGGAUGAAAAUGGAAGGUUUGGCUUCAAUGUCAAGGGUGGAUAUGAUCAGAAGAUGCCCGUAAUAGUGUCCAGGGUAGCUCCAGGAACACCUGCUGAUCUUUGUGUCCCUCGUUUGAAUGAAGGAGACCAGGUUGUACUGAUCAACGGCAGGGAUAUAGCAGAACAUACCCACGAUCAAGUUGUUAUGUUUAUUAAAGCUAGCUGUGAGAGACACUCAGGGGAACUUGUGCUCCUAGUUCGACCCAAUGCUGUCUAUGAUGUUGUGGAAGAGAAGCUGGAGAGCGAGCCUGACUUCCAGUACAUCCCUGAGAAAUCUCCACUCGAUGGUGUCCAUCAAGAUGAUAAUGCUCUGAGGGAAUCCAUGAUUCAGCUAGCAGAGGGGCUUAUCACUGGAACUGUUCUGGCUCAGUUUGAUCAAUUGUAUAGGAAAAAACCUGGAAUGACAAUGUCUUGUGCCAGAUUACCUCAAAACAUUUCCAAAAAUAGAUACAGAGACAUUUCGCCUUAUGAUGCUACACGGGUUAUUUUAAAAAGUAAUGAAGAUUACAUCAAUGCAAAUUACAUAAAUAUGGAAAUCCCUUCUUCCACUAUAAUAAACCAGUACAUUGCUUGUCAAGGUCCAUUGCCAAACACUUGUCCUGAUUUUUGGCAGAUGACUUGGGAACAAGGCUCAUCUAUGGUUGUAAUGUUAACAACUCAAGUUGAACGGGGUAGAGUUAAAUGCCAUCAAUACUGGCCAGAGCCAUCAGGAAGCUCAUCAUAUGGGAAUUUCCAGAUUACCUGCCAUUCAGAAGAAGGAAAUCCUGCUUAUGUGUUUCGAGAAAUGACAUUGACUAAUCUGGAGAAAGAGGAAAGCCGCCAACUGACCCAAAUUCAGUAUAUAGCAUGGCCUGAUCAUGGGGUUCCUGAUGAUUCCAGUGAUUUCCUAGAUUUUGUGUGUCUAGUGCGGAAGAAGCGGGCUGGCAGAGAAGAACCUGUUGUUGUUCAUUGCAGUGCUGGGAUUGGACGGACAGGAGUUCUCAUCACUAUGGAGACAGCAAUGUGUCUCAUUGAGUGCAAUCAGCCUGUUUAUCCAUUAGAUAUUGUAAGAACUAUGAGAGAUCAAAGGGCCAUGAUGAUCCAAACACCUAGUCAAUACAGAUUUGUAUGUGAAGCUAUUUUGAAGGUGUACGAAGAAGGAUUUAUUAAACCUUUACAAGCAUCACCACAUAAAUAAAGAGCAAAAACCCUAGGAUAUCAAUUGAGGAAUCCUGUCCUCUGUAUAAUGAACUGGCAGCAUUCUUUGUGCCAUAAUACUGCUUGCAGGAAGUGAUAGUGAAGUACGGCAAAGAAUUCACAAAGGACUUUGAAAACUUCAGCACUGUUGCACUUUAUGUUGAAACAAAAUCAGUCUCUGAAACUCUUCUAACCUUCAUCUGUUUGAAGACUUUAUUUUCGUGCUUUGCUCCGAACAAACCACAAACUGAAAGAACUAAUCGUGUUCAGGGUAAUCUACGAUAUUUCAUUGUAGUGCCAUAUACUGCGCUUCUGGUUGAAUUGCUACAAACAAGGCUUGGAAUUAUUUCACUUUGUUUUACACCCAUGUCUCUUAAAAAUGGAAAACAAAUGAAAAAAUACACUAAGCCAUGGUCUUUCUCCAGUGCUAGGUUUAUUUACUAUGUACAGACUCUCACUGUUUUGUUUUUUUUACAACAUUAGCAAUAUUGCCGAUACUAGAUAGAUACACACUGCCUACUGAUGCAGCACACUGUCCUACGCCCUUAUUAGAGACCAGCUGGUUGUUAGAGGAAAGCUGGCAUCUGUGUUAACCCAGCAGUAGCUGCAUAAUGCCCACUUACCAGCAUCUUGUAAAAAGAAAAAAAAAAAGAGGAAAAAAAAAAAGAAAACAAUAAUAAAAAUUAAAAAAAAUAAACAGCAUUUCUUUGACACAGCUUGUGUGUCAUACACUGGUGUAUUCUGAUUCAUGUGACUUAAGAUUACGUGAUGGGAACUAGUGCAUGCAUUGUCUUAACCCCUUAAGUGCCUUGAGACUUACAGCGUACAUCCAGUGAAAGGCACUCAUGAUUCUGUGGGGGGUGGUCUUGUCCUGUCGUAUUUAUCUUAAUGGGUUCAGAUUUUAAAAACAGCCCUUGGUGCUUGGAAUAUGUUACUGCAAGGGGUCAUGGAAAUACCGUUCCCUCUUUCCUUAUACAAGUACCUGUGUGCUACACUCAGUAGCAAAAGCACGUCUGCCAACUUAAUGAAUGAGCAUCGUUUGCUGCUGUGUUGUAAUUAUGUGAAAAAUCUGACACAUUCCUUCAUUGCUUUCAACUAGUAACUUACUAGCAGCUUACUAUGAAAUGCUAGUAGGUCAUUAGAAGCUGACACUUUCUUAUCCUUUUAUUGAGAAUAGCUGUCUUGCUCAAUUAGAACAUAAUUCUUUAAUAGCACUGAUAAUUAAGUUGAAUUUACAAUCAGAUGUGAUUUAAUUCCAUUAUCUGCUAACCAGUUAUUUUUUAAGUCCUCAUAGUUGAUUUCAAGCCAUGUUCGUACAGGUCUGCCUUUUAUUUUUCUAAUUGUUUGGGGGUGGGGGGUGAGGAAGGAGAACACUAUAAUGCUGUCCCAGAACUUUAAUUCCAUAAUGACCCCAGUCGCCCUCUGUUUUGCUUGUGCAAAGUUGUUCCAGUUGAUAUGGGUUGCUUCUUAUUUAAGUAGGUAGAAGAUUUGUUACAAAUAUCUGUCUGAUACAGUAUCUGAGCUCACUCUAAGGAUAUAUAUAUAUAUAAUGUCCCAAUUGUUAAUGUUUUUCCAGUAUAGAAGAAACCAAGUCAGAAGCAAGGUGUCCGUUGUAAUAUACUGUAAGAAAAAAAAAAAUAAUCAGUCACUUCUUUGACUGCCCUGCAACAACAUAACUUUGUGCCCUCUAUUUAAAAAAUAGUAAUUUAUUGGUUUCCUGAAAAUGUUUAUCCAGUAAAUUUUAUUAUAAGCUAUAUAGAGCAUAGAAUUAAAAUGGAAAGUUCUACACUAAAUAAGUUUUUAACUAUUGAAGAAUUAUAUUAUAUAAUAUACUGUGUUCUAUGGACAUUGAAAGAGAUCAGCUAUGAAAUAUUAAGUGAAAAGGGAUUCAGGCAAAGUGAAAUCCUGGCUUACGACUUAGUAAUAAACAUGAACCACAAUGCCAAAUGGAAAACAUAGUUUUAAAUAUUUUUAGAAAACAAUAUAAUAUUAGAUGGCCUGUGGCCUUGUUACUUAUAUUUCUAGAUUUGAUGCCUAAAUCAAUAUUAUUCCUCAGCGAAAAGUGAAUCUUACAAGAAUCUCUGGAUCUGACAAAUUGAAAAAGAGUGAUAAAGUAGCUUUAAUCUCAGUUUUAUUUUAAGCCAUUUGCAACAACAACAACAAAAGUCUUCUUUAGUAAAGUUUAAGCUUUAACUUGCAUACAAUGAUAUUAGCUGAGAUGCCAGCUAGCUGGAAGGUUAUUUUAAACUCAGCACUUAAUGUCUACAAAUUAAAAUAAUUCAUUCAUAUACUGAAGUAAAUGUUCUUCGUAGUCAAAUUGUAAAUGAAAAUAGCAUUUGCCCUUUUUCUCUGAGGGGAACAAGAAAUGAAGUUUAUAGCAACACUGCAUAGUGUUGGGAUGUCACGUAUUUAAAAUGUGAAGUUGCCAAAGCAGUUUGAGUUCAAAAGACCCAUUUAUACCACAAUUAUUGUGUGGGAUAUUUAUCGGUCAUCUGUCAUUAUCGUUUUGAUUACAAAUACAGGCAAGUAUAACAGGUCUCUUCAGAAUCUUCCUCUGCGUUGACUUAAGCUGAUGGGUUGGCGUGCAUUAACUGGUUGCACUGGGAAAGAAGUUGAAGCAAAGCAACUCUUCUUUUAUAACUGCUCAUCAGCUGAUCAGGGGCAUUUGGGCUUCUGGAAAGCAGAGUGGUAACCAAAAACCGAUUGGGAAAGAGAAUUAGCACUGAAGCCUUCCUGCACCAUACAUCAUUCAUUCAAAUGUUUCUACUGGUUGUGGUAUAAAUGGCCUUUCAAAUAUUUUUAUAUGGCCAAAAAAAAAAAAAAAAUCAAAACUGCUAAAGAUUUUACUUUGGGUUAUGAAGAUCUGUAUCAUCCUUCAAACUUUUUAAAGAAGUUUUUGUAUGUUUCAUGCUAUACAAACAUGAAUGUAUCUUUCAGACAAAAUGACCUAUACGUGAUCAGUGUUAUGACUGUUGGAUUUUAUGAAUAAUUAUUUUCAUACCAUUUGAUUAGGAAAAAUAUUGGGUGGGUGGGAGAAAGAGUAUGUUUGUAACACUUCCAUGAUACAAAUCCAGUUUUAAAAAAGAAAUGAAGUUUUCAUUGUAAAUAAGAGCAAUAUUAUGACAGUUUUCUGCCGAUGUAUAAUGUCAAGAUUUUUGUUUUCCUUUUGGGUUCAAACUGAAAACAACCACUACCAUCUCAUUUAAAGUGGAUUUGAAGGGUUUUUUUGGUAGAAAAACAUGGGGCUCUAGAGAGAAGGCUUUGUGUGGUUUUGGGGGCAUUUUUUAUCUUUGCUAAAUAUGAAAUAAGAUGCAGGUAUCGUUUUAUAAAUCACCUGCAGAUUGUCAGCCAAUCCAUUCUGAGAAAUACUGCGUCAGAUGUAACAGAUAACUGAGAGCUGCAGACUUCAUUUGUCCUAAACUUAGAAGCAUUUGGUAUUUUAAGUAGUGUACUUGUCUUAAGCAGUAACUCAUUGCUUUUAUGCAUUUAAUUUUUAUAUAUUCUCUCCUAGUUAUGAAAACGAGCUUGAUUGUAUCACACUACAUUUAAUGUUAACUGAAGUUUUUUCCUGCAUUUUUUCUGUUCAGUCUUGGAAGCUUACAUCCCAUACAGAUAGAACAACAGCGCUUCAUCUAGUAUAGCUGAUUAUACGCUGGCACACCAUCUAUGAGAGAGAGGGUGAGAAGGCAGUUGGGAGACUAAGGAACAUGAGGUGUUUGAUAUGGAACCCGGCAACUUUCCAGAGAGAGCUUCCGAAAAGCUUUGUGGUACCCAUGAAAGGGCCAGAGUGCAGCAUUGCUGCUGCAGUUGCACUGCCCAGAGAGACGGGAAGAAGAGGAGGUCUUGCAUAGGGAGGCUGGAGCUCCAGGUGUGUCGUGGAGCUGAAUUAUGUGAUAUUUUUAUGCUUGUGUAGGUGUGUGGGCGAUGUUUGAUGGCUCAGGGAAUUAGCAUGAGCAUGAAAAACUACAGAUCCACCAUCUGCAAAUCUCCAAGCGAAACCAGGUUGUCCAAUACACGCACUGUAGUUGUGACCGUAGAGCCACUACGCAGGCAAUCUGAAAGACCCUCAGCCCUGAGGAUAAAGGGAGGAAUUGGAAUAUGGUCCGUAUUCAAAUUCUGCAUAUUUGGAUUAGCACAAAGUACAGGAAUGGUGCCCUCUAAUGUCACUUAUGUAAGUCUUUUUAUAGCACAUAUGUCCUCAGGUGGCUGGGAAUAUUCUCUUAUUUAAAUACCCAUCUUUUGUCUCAAGACUGGAAAAGCUCUUUUCCAUUGCCACUUCUAGUGCUGGGAUCAAAUAUAAAAAUCUUGUAAAUAUUUAUAUAUUCAUUGAUUAAAUGUGGAUCUUGCACGAAAUUGCAGAGAUUGGUUAGUGGUGAUUGGGAAGCUGUUACAAGGGGAAAAGGAUUUGUUUGUUUUAAUAUAACCGUUUUGUCCAAUCUCAUUUAACUCACAGCAGUUAUAAACAGAAAAAAAAUUUUUUUUUAGUUUAGCAAUCUGCAAAGGAGGCUAGUUUGUCACCACUGGACUUUACCUCUGUCCUAGUUGCUAGCACAAUCGUGCAUCUUCACAGUUCAUUGGGCUUCUCCAGCUGCAAGUUUAACUGGUGCACAAGCUGCAAGCUCCAGCUGCUCACUUUGGCAUGUUUUGUUCAUUGAGAGCUCAUUUGGUAAAACUUUGGGAGAUAUGACUUUAAAACAAACAAAAAAAAAAGCCGACAUUUUUGGUAAAAAAAGUAUGUACUUUUUGGAUUGUUCUAGUAUGCUGUAGGAUGAACUUUGGUUUCACAGACUGGCUGACAGUUUGCUGGUUGUGUUAUUUCAUAUUUAGCAAGCUUACGUGUUUUAAAGGGUGAUUUUUUUCGAAGUGUUUUGAUGUUUGAAUGGUAGCACUUUAUCUCAUGCUUACUACUGACUGAACUAUUGGACAAAAUAAAUUGGGUUUGGAGAGAGAUGCUUAAUGGGUUUCUGUACAGAGAUGAUUUGGAUUACACCCUGGUACGAAUGAUUUCUGUUGUUCCAACCAUUUCUGGUUUACUGCUCAUGUAUUUGAGGGACUUUCAGAAAACAGAUAUUAAUAAUUCGUCACCUCAAUUUUCCUGUCAUAAAAAGAAUAUAGAGCUUGCAUUUAAAAAAAAAAAAAAAAAAAGCGCAAAUGGAAACUACAGGGUACUCGUAAAUUUAUCUCUGUGAUCUCUCUCAGCUAGCUGCAGAUUAGCAAAGUUUACUGUAAGUGGUUCUGCUAAGCAUUAUUUUUAACAUUAGAUCAAUUAUCUGGAAAUCAGUAUUUUUUUUUUUACUUAACUUAUUUGAAUUUUGAUAACUAAAGGUAAUGCACAACAAAGUUUAAAGAAGUUGUCAUCCUUUUACUCCAAGGCCAGGGGCCUAAGACAUGAGUGAAAGGGGUAAACAGUUUACAUUAAGCUGUUGUUUUCUUUAACUAGGAUGUAUCCACAAAGACUAGGCUAUAAACUACCCAGUGCAAUUAUCUCAGUACAUUGGGGCACCACAGUAACAACCCGUAAUAAUCGUACAGGAAAAUUAAGGUAAGAAAACUAAGAUUUUUGUUUUACCCAGUGUACUCAGAUUUUAUUCCAUUUGGUUUGGUUCGUUUACCAGUGAUCCCAUUUUAACCAGUCAAUUUGGCAGGGCUGUUUGUGUAAGGUUUGGGGUUUUUUAUUUUCUGUAACAGGUGCUAUACUAUCUGUAAAUACAAAGGGAAGAAUAUUAUCUAGAUCAUUAUUAACAAUCAGGAGGUGGCAAUAUUUUUUGCUAGUUACUUCUGGUAAUUAAUUUGCAUUUCCAGCUGUGGCUUUCAGUUGUCAAAUUUCAUCUCCAUUUCGUACUGCUCAAUGAUUGACAAGUGUGAAGUAAAUCAUCUCAGAGUUGAAUAGCUUUUGUUGUUUAGACUAACUCUUGUGUAUCUUUAUUAAUGUUGGGAGGGUGGGAAGCUUCUUCCCAUAAGCAGACUUUUGCCUAUAAAUUUGUUUAAAAGCACAUGGCGGGGUGGGGGACGCUUUAAAACACAACAUCUUGGCUUAAAUCGCCAGGGUAGCUGAUUGAAAACGAUGGAAACUUGAAAUUGGUCAACACUGGACAAUGUGAAAAUGAAUUCAGCUUUUGUCACUGCAGCUACUGUAUGCUUUAAAGGGCCUUAUGUAUUUGUCCUCAUUUUGAUAAAAUGAAAUUUCUUGCCAUUAAAACAAUACACUAACAUUCUAUCGAAAACCAGCAGUUCCCAGAAUAAAUAUGCUAAUUAACAUUUAACAAGUCUUGUUUUAGUCUUAAGUAAAAUUUCAUUCUAUUAUGUGAAAAAAUGCUGUUAUGCAUAUUUUGUGGAUAUAUUUAAUUUCAGUUGACAAAUAGUUGUCUAGGUACAGACUUGAAAAUAUAUAUAUAGUUUACUUGUGGAUCUUAAUUGUUUAAUUGCAAAAUAAAGAUGUGCUUUAGUAAUUUAAAGUUUAUUUUUUUUUUUUAUUUUCUUGCUGCUGUACACAUGGUUUUACUCUGCUACUUUUAUACAGUUCGGAUGCCAGAUAAUGUUCAUCUUGUAUUUUAUUUUAUUUUAUUUUUUGACAUUGUAUUCCAUAAAUACAAUCCUGCUUUCAUUUAGAGAGGAUUUGUAUGUUUGCACUGAGCACUAGUGGAGGAUGCUAAAUUAACAGAAGUGAAAUUGCUUGAUUACAGAAAAUGCAUGACAGUAUCAGUUGAUGUUUUUUACGUGAAAAUAUAUACCAUAAAUUU